Molecule: messenger RNA, 1401 nt
Organism: Pedinophyceae sp. YPF-701
Lineage: Eukaryota; Viridiplantae; Chlorophyta; Pedinophyceae
Source: the annotation of a GenBank genome assembly
AUGGGGCGCGGGGCGCCCGCGGGCUGCGCAGAGCGCGGCGGGGCGCGGCGGGGGGUCGUGGCGGCCGGCGCGGUCGGGGCGAUGCCGCGCGGGUGCCCUGCGGUGGCGCAGCUGCGCGGGGAGGUCGCGUACGAGGCGGACCGGCCGUUUCCGGAGCCGAUGAAGCACCGCCUGGUGGUCCUGGCCACGGACAAGAACUUCCGGAUCCCGAAGUGUCCGGAGUGGCACCGCCUGAGCGCGCAGAGCCGGAGGGAGCCUGCGGGGAGCGCGACGGUCGCCGAGGUCAUGUCUGCGGUGGAGGAGUCGCCGGAGUCAGUCAUGCACUGCCUCGUGGUGUGCUCGAUCCUCGACCUGAACGCGGAGGGGCGGAGGGCGCUGUGGAGCAUGCUGGAGAGCGCGUGGCGGGAGUGCGCGGCGCAGGGAGAGCUGUGGGUGCUGACGCUCGCGAUACUGCUCCACAUGGGGAUCACGCGCUUCAGGUUCCCGGAUAAGAUCUUGGGCGAGCGGCCCGACGCCGCGGAAACGGUCGAAGACGUCGCGGGGCGCCUGGCGCGACGCAGCGAGGGAUUCUGCACCUGGGCCCGGCGCACGGCAGAGCCGCGUGGCGUCCUGUUCCGCGGCCUGCAGCCCGCGCUCGCGGAGAUGCGCGACGCUGGGCGCGCACGGGAUACCGCGGGGCCGGACGCGCCCGCUGGUGCAACCAGCGAGACCAGACGUCUCUCCGCUGGCAGCAUGGCGCGGCCGGCGGCCGAAAUCAUCAGGGACGCCGUGAACCAGAGCGUCGUUGGCUCGCAGGCGCGCACGGCGCUGCGUGCGGUCCUGGAGCGGCACGAGACGGGUCGAGAGCGCCUCGCGUGGCCGCAGAUCGCCAUGUUGGCGCGGGCGUGCGCGGUGGCGGGCGCCGCGAAGACGGGCGUGCGUCUGCUGCCCGCACUCAAGGAGCUGAUGAGCGUGUGUCGGGAGGAGAAGCGGUUGCGCGGCGCCGGCGACGCGUCCGCGGGCACGCUGUUCGCGACCUACGGCCUCGAAGUUGGCGACGCGACGGAAGACACGAUAUCCUAUCUGGAGUCCCAGAUCCACGCCCUCGAGCUGACCUUCUCGGCGGCGCGGCAGAUGACGGCGAAAGACCCGCUCGGAGACUGGCGCGAGCUCGACGACCUGCUCCGGCACGCCGUCGAGCGGGAGGAGGCGCGUGGGUGCGCGGUACACGCAGGAGCCACAUCGACACAACAGGGCGUGGGGUCCGUGGCGACGCCGGGGCGCAAGCGGAAGCGGCGAGCGUCGCCGGCGCGCGAGCCUCCGGCCGAGAUCCUCCAGGAUCUGGAGCCGGAGACGGACGAGGACUCGCUGCACGACUCGGACGAUUCGUUCGAGGAGUACGGAAUCGAGAAAGCACGAUGA